GGAGGAAAAGGAGACGUGCAGCUCGUGUCGAACUACCGACAAGCUAACAUAAACCUAGAAAAAUGAUUCAAACUGUUCGCCGAGGAUUGGUCCAGCAACUACUGGGUUCUUCGUUGUGGCCAACUGCCCCACAUUCUGUGCAAAGGAAAUGUAAUAUGUCGACCCAAGACAAAGAUGAGCACGAUGUAACAAAUCCUUCAGAUGUCUCUCCAUUGAAGAGGACAAAGACUGAAACGCACUCUGAAGAUGACCUACUCGUCCUUAAAUUCGCUAAGCUCUCUGAGCUGGCAACGACUCCAACGAGGGGUUCUCCCAGAGCUGCAGGCUACGACCUUUACAGUGCUUACGAGUACACCAUUGAACCUAUGGACAAGGCCCUGGUGCGUACGGAUUUACAGAUUGCGGUUCCUCACGGCUACUAUGGUAGAGUAGCACCCAGAUCUGGACUGGCAGUAAAGAACUUCAUUGAUGUUGGUGCCGGAGUUGUCGAUGAGGAUUAUAGAGGCAAUGUUGGAGUUGUGCUCUUCAACUUCGCCAAGACUCCCUUUGUGGUGAAGAAGGGUGACCGGAUAGCUCAGCUGAUCUGUGAGAAGAUCUGCUACCCAGAGCUAGUGAUGCUGGAGACCCUUGACGCGACACAACGCGGAGCUGGGGGCUUUGGGUCAACUGGAGCCAACUGAAAUGAACAUGUAUAAAGUGCAAAAUUAUGAAUUGGUUGAGUUAUGUGAAUUAAAUAUUUGUUUUAUAUUAUUUGUUUUCAUUGGUAUGCUUUUUUCUAACAAUAUAUCUGUGCAUUAA
Gadus macrocephalus (Pacific cod) is the source of this 798-nucleotide messenger RNA. It is a transcript of the gene dut, whose product is annotated as deoxyuridine triphosphatase. Gene Ontology annotation, molecular function: dUTP diphosphatase activity; magnesium ion binding. The transcript is spliced from 7 exons. NCBI's taxonomy places the organism in Eukaryota, Metazoa, Chordata, Actinopteri, Gadiformes, Gadidae. Gene Ontology annotation, biological process: dUMP biosynthetic process; dUTP catabolic process. The coding region runs from base 63 to 680 and encodes 205 amino acids. The record is from RefSeq and is a predicted model, not a curated record.